AAUCAGUGAUGAGAGGUGUUCCAUUCAUUAAUCUCAGAUGAAUUGUUUCCCUGUCUGCUCAUACAUUGAGAGACAGUGGAUCAAGGAGUCUUUCGGAUCAAAGAGUCGUCACCCCUGAAAAGGAGGUUAAAUACUCACUGGGGACUGUCUUUUCAAUUGUGUCUACGUUCCUCCGAGGGGACCAGCUCAGUCUACCCCACUGAGAGCUCGACCAGACCACUCUGGUACUAAGCUGAGGACUUUAAGAGGGAUACCACGUCUCAUACUCUGAGGAAUUUCAGAGGAUCUUUUACUCCCUUGAGAGCAGGGAGUAAUUUUUUUUUAUAGAGAAUGGGAGAUUAUGAUGAAGACACAGCAUUCCUCGGACAGACUGGUCCUUAUUUCUGGGCCAAAUUCUUCUUCCUGAACACAGUUUUCGUCUCAACUGGAUUCAAUGGACUCUACAUGGUGUUCAUUGGGGCGGCUCCGAAGCACCAUUGUCUCAUUCCAGACGUUAAUUUAACUGAGGAGUGGAGAAACGCCAUCAUUCCUGUCACGUUGGUGAAUGGUGAGGAGGUGCAGAGCCAGUGCAGCAGAUACAGGCUGGAUGUGGUAGGAAAUCUCUCUGCUGAGGGAUACGUUCCUGGAAGGGAUGUCAACCUCACAAGCCUGCAGCAGGAGGGAUGUCUGAAUGGAUGGAACUACAGCAAAGAGAUCUACCAGUCCAACAUAGUCACUGAGUGGGACCUUGUGUGUGACAACCAGUGGAAAGUUCCCUUUGCAUCCUCAACUCUCUUUGUCGGAUACCUCUUCGGGUCCCUAAUCUCAGGCCAGCUUUCUGACAGAUUUGGAAGGAAGAAGGUUAUUUUCAUCUCUAUUGCGGCCCAGUGUGUCUCGGUCCUGCUCCAGUCCUUCUCUCAGUCAUGGAGGACAUUUUGCAUCAUGUUCCUCUUUGUUGGAGCCUCUCAGAUUUCCCUCUAUAUCUCUGCAUUUGUACUAGGAACGGAGGUGUUGAGUAAAACCAUGCGAGUGAUCUUCACAAGUCUUGGGGCUUUUCUUUUCUAUUGCAUUGGAUACAUGACGCUACCCUGGAUUGCAUAUGGCAUCAGAGAAUGGAGGACUCUUCUUGCUGUUCUGUCCAUGACUGCUGUGGUCUACAUCCCAUUGUGGUGGUUCAUCCCAGAGUCUCCUCGCUGGCUGAUCACUCAGGGACGAGUGGAAGAAGCUGAGGCCAUAGUGAGAGAAGCUGCAAGGAAAAAUAAAGUGGAGGCGCCGGCAGUCAUUUUUAAAGAGUCCGAGACAACGCCUCUAUUAAGGACGUACACCAUGCUUGAUAUUCUGAAAUCCAAGAACAUCAGAUGCAUCACACUGAUGUGUCUUAUUCUGUGGAUGGCAAUAAACAUUGGCUAUUUUGGAUUAUCCCUGAACACUUCCAACCUCAGUGGCAACCCAUUCAUGAACUGUUUUUUAUCAGCUACUACGGAAGUCCCUGCCUAUGUUGUUUCUACUUGGCUGCUGAGGAAAUGUCCAAGAAGAGCACUGCUGUCAUCGUUCCUCUUCAUCGGAGGAGGAGUUCUUCUUCUCAUCCAGUUCAUCCCUGAUACACUCCAGCACGUUGCUCUGGCCUUGGAAAUGACUGGGAAGUUCGGCUUCACCAUGGCCUUCAGCAUCGUCUACAUCUACACUGCAGAGAUUUACCCGACUGUUCUCAGAAACGUCGGCAUGGGAAUGUGCUCCUCUGCUGCUCGCAUUGGCAGCAUCACAGCUCCUUAUGUCAUCUAUUUAGGUACUUAUAAUAAGAUCCUGCCUUAUCUUCUCAUGGGAAGUCUCACAAUUGCCUCCUCUGUGGUGAACUUCUUCCUCCCGGAGACCUUCAAUAGAGAUCUUCCAGAAACAGUGGAGCAAAUGCAAGAAUGCCAGGGGUUGUGCAACGGACCCAAAAAGAAGAAAUAUGUAGAAAAUGGAGUAAGUGGCAACCCAUCCACACAACUUGAGACCAAAUCUAAUUUGCAAGCUCUCACUCCAUAGAUUUUUUUUUUUUUUAUCAAUGCUCUCGCUUCACUUUUAAAUGGAAAUAAGUGAAACAAAAACAUUUCUGUUGCUUGAAGCUCAUGAUCUGAAAUGUGAACAUAAAUUCCAAAACAUGCACAGUGGGAUCCACAUGACCACUGCCCCAAAAUGUCUUUUGUUUAGAAAAAAAGAAAAAAGAAAAAAAAGAAAAAAAGAAUUUUGUACUCAUAUGAUAAUGGAUAAUUUUUUGAUCUUCAAAUUUUUGUAUGAAACUGAAACACAAUUUUCUAAUUUCUGUCUUACAAUAUGUGUAAUUAAAAUAUGAACAUUUGAACUCUUCUCA
Molecule: messenger RNA, 2332 nt
Organism: Acanthopagrus latus (yellowfin seabream)
Lineage: Eukaryota; Metazoa; Chordata; Actinopteri; Spariformes; Sparidae
Gene: slc22a5
Product: solute carrier family 22 member 5
Exons: 10
Coding region: 331-2007 (558 amino acids)
Biological process (GO): transmembrane transport
Cellular component (GO): membrane
Molecular function (GO): transmembrane transporter activity
Source: RefSeq, a predicted model, not a curated record